Molecule: messenger RNA, 4171 nt
Organism: Vicia villosa (hairy vetch)
Lineage: Eukaryota; Viridiplantae; Streptophyta; Magnoliopsida; Fabales; Fabaceae
Exons: 15
Coding region: 515-3571 (1018 amino acids)
Biological process (GO): transcription by RNA polymerase III; regulation of DNA-templated transcription
Cellular component (GO): transcription factor TFIIIC complex
Molecular function (GO): DNA binding; protein binding
Source: RefSeq, a predicted model, not a curated record
UGAAGCCGGUCCGGUCAGACUCAAUAAACCACUAGUGGCCCAGAAUAAACCGCAAAAAACCAGUGGAACUGUUGACCUGAACCAGUUUUUAUAUGCCCGGGCGGUCAAUUACAAAUACGGUUAUUUUUAAAACAGAAAAAAGAAACCCUAAUUCCUAAUUGUCUCUCCCUCACCGGUAUCAUUUUCUCUCUCCGCCGUGAACGACCAAUCUCUUUCCCUCACUGGAAUCGUUUUUCGCCGUAAAACGCCAUAAUCAUUCAUCUCUCCCUCACUCGGUUAGUACUGUGUAUUAUGUUUUUCUUUGUAAAAAUGUAGUAUGUUUUAUUUAUGUAUAUAGUAUGUGAAUUUAGUGUAGCUUUAUUAAUGAUUCAAAUGCUUACUUAAAUUUUCUACUUAGGUAAAGUAAGAGCAUUUAGGUUUCAUAAAUGGUAUCACGGCAAUAGAGCUGAUCCAGGGUUUGAAUUUCGGUUCUGGAAAUUUUUAACAUUCGUCUGCAAUUGCUAACAAGAGAGGAAUGGAAGAGGCAGAAGAUAACUUAACGAUUGCUACAUUAUUAUUUAAUAUCAAAAAGAAAAAGAAACUGAUCAAGGCAACUAAAGAGAGCAAAACUGUUGCUGUUGUUGUUGCUGAUGAUCCAGUGACAGUGCGAAACAAUGACGGUGGUGGUAGUAAUACCAGUGGUAAUUCUAACCUUAAGGUUUCUCUGUUUGAUUUCUCUGUUGAGAAUUUUUUCCAUGACAUGGACAUCAUUGCCAAACUAUGUGGGGAAGAAGAACACAAUGCUGCUGUUGAGGAAAGUGAGAUCAAGAGAAUGAGUUCUUCUGUCACUUUCUUAAGAGCAUGGAAGGAUUUUAAAUAUCCAUCUAAAAACAUUAGGUUUGCUUAUGGACUUGGGUGCUCUGAAAUUUAUGAGAGAAAUAAUAUCACAGACAUAAACUUACCUCAGUUUUCAUCUGCCAUUAUUCCUAAGUAUGAUACGGAAAAGGAGGAACUACUUGAGGAUGUGGAAUCUCAAGAUUCCAGAGACUUUGUGAUGAAUGUUGGAGGUUCUGUAUGGGCAUUAGAUUGGUGUCCUAGGAUGCACGAGGAGUCCGAUUGUUCAAUUAAAUGCGAGUUCAUUGCUGUUGCGGCUCAUCCACCUGGUUCAUCUUAUCACAAAAUGGGUGCCCCGCUUACUGGCAGAGGUGCUGUGCAAAUAUGGUGUCUUCUAUAUAAUAAGGAACACAACAAAGCAGUAUCUUCUCUCCCCGUGAAGAAGGCAAAAAAACCUACAAAAGACACAGGCACAAAUGACAAGUCGACAGAUAUAAAGAGGCCUAGAGGAAGACCUAGAAAGAAUCCUACUGAAAACAAUGAAGAAAACAAUGAAGAAAACAAUGAAGAAAACUAUGAAGAAAACAAUGAAGAAAUACAUCUUAUUACAAACAAGAGAAAAAGAGGAAGACCGAAAAAAAAUCCAGCUCCAAAUGAGAAUCUUGAAAACAAUGAAGAAAUGCAUGCUAUUACAAACAAGAGAAAAACACGAAGACCGAAAAAAAAUCCAGCUCCAAAUGAGAAUCUUGAAAACAAUGAAGAAAUGCAUUGUAUUACAUACAAGAGGAAAAAUGGAAGAUUGAAAAAAAAUCCAACUGUAAUAGACAUACCAUCUGGUACUGUUCAAUUUGAAGAAAAUUCUAUUGAGUGGCCUGCUCCAAAUGGGAAUAAUGAAAACAAUAAAGAAAAACUUUGUAUUACAUACAAGAGUAAAAAAGGGCCUAGAGGAAAUAAAACCUUGAAAAAAAAAUCAGCACCAAUUAAGAGACCUAAAGAGAAUUCAAAAGAAGUAACAGUGAGUGAUCCAAAUUGUGAGAACCAACUUGUUCCUUUAGCUAUUGAAUUUCCAGAUUCAGCCGAAUUUAUUUCUCCGGAUGUAGUUCAUGGCAAUUCUGAUGAAAAUCAUUCGCAACAGUUUUCUAAUACAAAGGGAAAGAAUAGCAAGAAAGUUGCUUCUGCAUGCGAUUCAGAAACUCCUGUUACAAGGAGUAGGUUGAAUAUUAAUCACAUGGCAAGAAGCUGUAGCCAAGAUGCAAGUAGGCCAUUAUUGAAUCAGUGUGAGGAGGAGGAAGACCAUCAAUCGCAUGGUAGCUCUGUAUUGGAACCUCAAGCAUCUAUAUGUCCCAUUCCACAAAAUGUAGCAUUGCCAAAAUUUGUGUCAUGUUUGGCUCAUAAUGGAAAGGUGGCAUGGGAUGUCAAAUGGCGGCCUCUUAACAAUAUUGAUUCCUCAUGCAACCAUAGAAUGGGCUAUCUUGCUGUCUUAUUGGGCAAUGGGUCUCUGGAAGUGUGGGAGGUUCCCCUUCCUCAUGCACUGAGAGCAAUUUAUAUGCAAAACGAAGGCACCGAUCCACGUUUUUUAAGAUUGAAGCCUGUAUUCAAAUGCUCAACGUUGAAGCGUGGUAGCUUACAAAGCAUUCCUUUGACAGUGGAGUGGUCGGUUACGCCCCCUCAUGAUUAUUUACUUGCUGGCUGCCAUGAUGGAACGGUUGCUCUAUGGAAAUUCUCUACAAAUUCUUCAUCUAAAUGUGUUGAUACAAGGCCUAUACUUUGUUUCGGUGGGGAUACAGUUCCUAUUAGAACGGUUGCAUGGGCUCCUUUUGAAGGUGAUCCAGAGAGUUCUAACAUAAUAGUAACCGCAGGACAUGAAGGUCUUAAGUUUUGGGACCUACGUAAUCCAUUCCGUCCUCUAAGGCUCCUCAAUCCUUCCCAGAGAAUCAUAUACAGUCUGGAUUGGCUGUCAAAACCAAGUUGUAUCAUUAUGUGCUUUGAGGAUGGAACAAUGAAAACCAUUAGCUUGCCGAAGUCUGCAAAUGACCUCCCUGUCACCGGAACUAUAUACAAUGGAAAAAGACAACCAGGGAUGCAUGGUAGUGCAUAUUCAUCUUAUGCCAUUUGGAGUGUUCAAGUGUCACCGAUAACAGGCAUGGCUGCAUAUUGUGGAGCAGAUGGUUCCGCUUUCCGUUUUCAGCUUACUGCUAAAGCAGUGGAGACCGAACAUUUCCGCAAUCGAACUCCAUUCUUUCUAUGUGGGUCGGUAUCUGAAGAGGAAUCAACCAUCAUUAUCAACACUCAAGUAUCAAGCUCUCCUUUCCCAAUAAAGAAAGUGCAAGAUAAAGGCCACCAGGCCCAAUCUUUCCGAGACUUAUUAUCAAAGACAAAUUUAAGCAGAAGUGCAAAUAAUCAAUUGACUAAAGUUUCUAGUAACGAUUCACAGAUUAUAGCCCUUUCUGACGGCGACUCUCCGGAACAACAACCCAAAAGACCAAAACUGAGUAGUAGCAGAAAGAAGAAACCGCAUGAAAGCACGGCUCUUAUUACUAGAGAUGGGAAUACACCCGGAGAUGAUAACGAAAAGCCUGAUUCUGGGAAUAUACCUGAAGUAUUUCCUUCCAAAAAGACAGCAUUGCAUAAAGUGAGAUGGAACUUGAAUAAGGGUAGUGAGAGAUGGUUGUGCUUUGGAGGAGCUAAUGGACUUGUACGUUGUCAGGAAAUUGUUUUCACUGAUGUUGAUAAGAAAAGGGCCUUAAAAAGAUUUUAAUAUUUUAUACACGUAAAUUUUUGGCCUUCAAGUGUGAAUAUGUAGGUAAGAAAUAAUCAGAAUCAAUAUGACUAUGUCAAUAUGUAAAAUUUCAAUUUAUAAUUUGAAGUUAUAUGUGUUAUCUAUAAAAUAAGAAAACACAAGUACCUGGUUAAUACUCAUAUGCUCUUUGUUUAAAAAAUUUCACCUAUUUAUUUUAGGGUCAAAAUGUGUCCAAAUAAUACUUUUUGUGACUAAAUUCUGACUUCGACUUGAAUCUAACAAUUAGUUUCUUCUGUUGCUCUCUCUAUUGAUCAAGUUAUGUACUAUUUGUCUUUUUAUUUCGAAUCUAACUGAACCGGGUGAGGCAAUGUCCUCCUCUAAAGACAAUCUGUACCCAUUUACAGAUUUUCCUUACUCCCAAUGUUGCUUUCCAAUCACAAUCCCAUAUGCAAUCUUUCGUUUUUCUCCCUCUUCCUCUGCCGUCACUCACCAUUCUCUCAACCUAUACCUUUCAAACCCUUGCAAACCAUUCAACACUUUUUUGAGAAUACAACUUCCUCUGCGACCGAAGCUGUAGCCAUAGUUUAAACCCUAACUUGAGGCAAGAAAAUGGCACGA